AUGGCGGACUCCAAAUCCAAAGCCGCGGUAACAACACAAACCAACCCACGCGGAAUCCCCGUGGCGCCCUUCAUCGACAAUGUGAGCGACUAUGUUUCCUCACGCGACGAGGUCGAAUCCACCCUGCGCUCCUUCCAGGAGAUGAUCUCCAAGUACCAGUUCAUGGAGGUCAACACCCAGCGUCGCGGGCAGGGACUGCGUGAGAAGAUCCCCGAUAUCAAGAAGACGUUGGAGAUGGUGCGGUUUUUGAAGUUGCGCAAGGAGGCCAACCCAGAUACCGACCUCGAAACCAACUUCGAACUCAAUGAUACCCUCUACGCCCUGUACCUCUGGCUUGGCGCGAACGUCAUGCUCGCAUACCCGCUGGACGAGGCUGAGAACAUGCUGGCGGAGAAAUUGACGGCGGCGGAGUCUAGUCUUGCCCACUGCGAGGAGGAUCUGGAGUUCUUGCGCGAGCAGAUUACGACUUUGGAGGUUGCGACGGCUCGCGUGUAUAACUGGGAUGUGGUGCAACGGCGGAAAGAGAAGGCUGAGGGAAAAGGGGACGAUACCAAAUAG
Molecule: messenger RNA, 558 nt
Organism: Penicillium daleae
Lineage: Eukaryota; Fungi; Ascomycota; Eurotiomycetes; Eurotiales; Aspergillaceae
Product: tubulin-binding prefolding complex subunit PAC10
Exons: 5
Coding region: 1-558 (185 amino acids)
Biological process (GO): microtubule-based process; tubulin complex assembly; protein folding
Cellular component (GO): prefoldin complex; cytoplasm
Molecular function (GO): tubulin binding
Source: RefSeq, a predicted model, not a curated record